This is a messenger RNA of Magallana angulata, 740 nucleotides long. RefSeq names its product U-scoloptoxin(05)-Cw1a-like. The transcript has 3 exons. The record is from RefSeq and is a predicted model, not a curated record. Lineage: Eukaryota; Metazoa; Mollusca; Bivalvia; Ostreida; Ostreidae. Bases 101 to 538 code for a protein of 145 amino acids. Gene Ontology annotation, biological process: sleep; regulation of synaptic transmission, cholinergic; positive regulation of voltage-gated potassium channel activity.
ACUCCCUCACUGAUGUUGCUGCUAGCAGACGAUAACUGAUGCACGAUGAACAUGGCCGACACAUGAAGUAAAACGUACAGACGAUGUUUAAAACACAAAAAUGAGCCGGUGGUUGAAGAAUAUCUUUUCUGGAUUCCUAACUUUCCUUCAACUCUAUGUAACAGUAUCUGCCAUCGAUUGCUACCAAUGCUCCUCCCUUAACUUCAGCGACCCGUUCUGUCACGACCCUUUCCACCCGGCCUACAAUAACCUUACCACGAACUGUGGGGAGGGGCGGGACGGCAGGGUAGGGCUAUUUCCGGCCCGGUUCUGCACCAAGAUCACUGGCAUUAACUCUGAGGACGGCACCGAGACAAUCGUUCGGUCAUGCGCCAUCGAGUCCCUGGAUACAAUAUGUGGGCCAUUUAACCUGGGGAACGUUUUGUAUAACGGAUGUAUUUCAUCUUGUGAGACAGACGCUUGUAACUCCGGUCAGCGAUCAGCACCGGAAGUGGUUUAUAUCGUCACUGCUGCACUUUUGUAUUUGUUCAGUAUUUGAGAGAGAGAGAGAGAGAGAGAGAGAGAGAGAGAGAGAGAGAGAGAGAGAGAGAGAGAGAUUCGUUUCUGUCUUUGAUUAAUGUUCUUAUAUAUUUAUUAUAAUAGAGAAAAACCCACAAAAAUACAUCUUUCAACCAUCUUAUUUCAAGUAGAAGAAUACUGUGAUUUUCAUCAAAAGCUCUAAUAAACUUGCUUUAUUUUCA